Molecule: messenger RNA, 2438 nt
Organism: Pocillopora verrucosa
Lineage: Eukaryota; Metazoa; Cnidaria; Anthozoa; Scleractinia; Pocilloporidae
Product: E3 ubiquitin-protein ligase MYLIP-like
Biological process (GO): ubiquitin-dependent protein catabolic process
Cellular component (GO): cytoskeleton
Molecular function (GO): ubiquitin-protein transferase activity
Source: RefSeq, a predicted model, not a curated record
AAAAAUUUUUGCAAGCGAGCUGGAAAUACCGGCCUAACUGCAUUUGGAAAAUGUACUCGUUGUCGUUCAUUCGUUUCUUUUUUCACUCCGGUGGGAUUUCGUCUGUUUUCUAACGGAAAUAUGAAGUUUACAAUCCUAGAGCCCGACGGAAAGGCACACGAUUUCGUUCUGACAGGCGACAAACUGGGACAAGAAGCAUUAGACAAGGUCUGUGAGCAGCUAGGAAUAAAGGAGAAAAAUUAUUUUGGUCUUCGACACACUGUGAAUGAUAUCGGAGUCUGGUUAAAUCUGAGAAAUCCAGUGUCAACUCAACUUCGCCCUCAUUUACCUGGAAAACCUCAUCGGCUCCGCCUUGAGGUUAAAUUUUACGUAGCACCACAAGAACUUCAACAGGAGGAAACGAGACAACAGUUUUACCUCUGUCUCAAGAAGCAAAUGGCCGACGGAAAAUUCAAUUUGACACAAGAUAACGCUGUUCAGCUUUGUGCUCUCAUGGCCCAGGUGGAGUAUGGAGAUUACUCAAACAUGCCUAGAAUCUACCCACAGUUUCUUUCACCUUGGGGCCGAGAAGACAUGGACGCAAAAAUAGCUGAGGCACAUCAAAAGCUACAAGGGAUGCCUUCGUCAGUUGCAAGAGAUUCAUUUCUCAAUGUUAUGUCCAAGGAAGAGCUUUACGAUGCAGAAAAUUUCAAGGCCAAAACAGGCAAGCAAAAAGUCAUGGUGGCAGUUGGAAGCAGUGGAUUGAAAGUGUACGAGAGAAGAACCCAUGGAAAACUCAAGCAAAGCAUUGGUUUUGAAAGCAUAAUGAAGAUGAAUGUGUCUGAAGAGCGACUGAUUGUUGUGUUGAAGAAAGUGUCUGAAAACAGCAAGUUGAACUUCAUCCACUUCUUCUUAUCCAGCAGCGAUGCUGCAAAAGCAAUGCAUAAGGCUGCCAUGGAGCACCAACUAUUCUUCUACUCUAGUAAAGUUCGACAGUCAGUUCUCAACCAUUAUUUGCUUUCCACUCCAUGUUGGGCUCUGCCAGCCAAGUGGUUCACCAAGAUGCCACCAGGUGAGCUUUUUCACUUGGAUGUGAAACAUACAAGGCGUCAGGCAUACGAUCUUCACUAUGAAAAAGUUCAUGAAGACAGUGACUCUGUGUUUAGACACAACUGGGUUUCAAAGUGCUCCAAUUGUACCUCUGAAGAAGCUAAUGCUCUCUUCACACCAUGUGGGCACCUUGUUUACUGUAGUGAUUGUGCAAAGGCUGAAUCAGCCUGCCCUGUGUGUAAUACUGUUGUUACCAGCUGGCAAAGGGUUUAUUUCUCCAAUGACUCAGAGUGUGAUGAUUGGACUUGCCAGAUUUGCAUGGACUCUGAAAUCAACACUGCAUUUUCCCCAUGUGGACAUGUUUGUGCAUGUGAGAAAUGUUCAUGCCAUCUUCCUUACUGCCCAAUGUGCAAGACAUUCAUUACCUUUGUUCAGAGAAUUCAUGUUCAGUUCCCUGAACAACCUGGUGAAAGUGAUGAUGAUGAUGGCUAUAAUUCAUCUUGAGUUUGGUUGUUCAUCAUCGACUUGAGUUAACUGUUAGUUUUUGGUGGAUACAUGUUAGUUGCCUUAUUGAUCAACCAUAUCUGAACAAGGUUAUGCUUAAAUGAUGAUCUGCAUUUUGUAAUUUACAGACUGUUGUAAGAUUUAAGAAUAAUAGUUAUUCACACCAGCUGUUUUAAACAUUUGUGGGACUUCAAGAUUGAUUGAAAUUGUCUACUACAUAAUGUUAAUCGAUAAUAUUGACUAUAAUGGUUAUCCAGUGGCAUAGCACAGCAUGUCAAUAUCACAUAAAGACCAGUUAUCUGUGAUAGAAAGUUGUCAUUGUUAUUUCUUUUUUCUUUGUGAUCACAUAAAAUAUGAUAGUACUUGAUUUAUUCAUGAGACUGUAAAUCUGAGCUAGUGCAUCUAGGAAGUUACUUUUUUAGAUUGACACACUUGUACAGUGUUGGAAUGUGUUCAUCCAAUAAUUUAAAAAAAUUGAAAAAAAUUAUAGUAAGGAAAUUACAUGUAACUAUUAUCUCAUUCGGUAGAUGAUAUUAUGAUCUUUGUCAAAAUAGGAGAUAUUUAUUUGUGGUAUUCAGAAGUUCAUGAUCCGGCCAUUACUAAAUAUUUUGUUGUAACUAGUAUUGUGUACUUAAACCUAGAUAUUUAAAGUUGGCAAAAGUUUUCAAACUGCUGAAGUUUUUAAGAUGUAUCUUAAAGCUCUAAUAACAAUUAUGUAUUAACUUAAAGGAAGAUAUUGGAGUUGUGUGACAUAGAAUUGUAGCUUCUAUACAAAUGAAUUUUUGCAGAGAAGUGUUAGAGGUUUUUCCUGUGGAAAAUUAUUGCAUCAGUUGAUUGGAGUAUUGUGAUGCAAAGGAGCAUUGAUGUUAGUUUUUUGACUAAAUUAAAAUAAAUAGAUAUUUCAA